Molecule: messenger RNA, 2112 nt
Organism: Komagataella phaffii GS115
Lineage: Eukaryota; Fungi; Ascomycota; Pichiomycetes; Pichiales; Pichiaceae
Product: Fatty-acyl coenzyme A oxidase
Exons: 1
Coding region: 1-2112 (703 amino acids)
Biological process (GO): lipid homeostasis; fatty acid beta-oxidation using acyl-CoA oxidase
Cellular component (GO): peroxisome
Molecular function (GO): acyl-CoA oxidase activity; FAD binding; fatty acid binding
Source: RefSeq, a predicted model, not a curated record
AUGUUCAAAAUUGAAUCGAUCAAAAGUCAGUCGCCGCAGGUGGCCAUUGACAAGGAGAGAAAAGCUACCAAGUUUGAUAUCAACAAGAUGUUUGAAUUUUUGGAGAGUGGCAAGGAUGAAGCUGCUCUCACAAAGUCUCUGAUGCAACAAAUCGAAAGAGACACCAUCUUGAAAACUAAUGCCAGUUAUUACGACUUGACGAAAGACCAGCACAGAGAGCUCACAGCUCAGAAGAUCGCCAGAUUGGCUACUUAUAUUGAAAAGGAUGCCCCAUUCUUUGAGAACUUCCAAAAGAGACUGAAUCUCAUUGCUAUUGUUGAUCCACAACUAGGUACGAGAGUUGGGGUCCAUCUUGGAUUGUUUCUGAGUGCAAUUAGAGGCAACGGUACGGAGGAACAGUUCAAGUAUUGGGCUUUCGAACGUGGUGCCGCCUACUUGAAGGAUGUGUAUGGCUGUUUCGGUAUGACUGAAUUAGCCCACGGGUCAAAUGUGGCGGGUCUGGAAACCACAGCUACAUUUGAUCAAAAGACUAAAGAGUUUGAAAUCAACACCCCUCAUUUGGGUGCCACCAAAUGGUGGAUUGGAGGAGCUGCCCAUUCUGCAAAUCACUGUGUGGUGUAUGCCAGGUUAAUUGUCAGUGGUAAGGAUUACGGAGUGAAAACUUUUGUUGUCCCCAUCAGAGACAGAAAUCAUAACUUACAUUCCGGUGUGGCUAUUGGUGACAUUGGCGCUAAGAUGGGCAGAGAUGGUAUUGACAACGGUUGGAUUCAAUUUACCAACGUCCGAAUCCCGAUGAACUACAUGCUGUCCAAGUUUACUAAAGUGGACUCAGAGACAGGAGAUGUAGAGGUUCCACCUUUGGAGCAGCUAGCGUACGGAGCUUUGCUGGGUGGAAGAGUUACAAUGGUUACCGAUUCUUUUAGAAUGGCACAGCGUUUCAUCACCAUUGCUCUAAGAUAUUCCGUUGGAAGACGACAGUUUGGCGCCAAAAAUUCCUCAGAGGAACUCAAAUUGAUUGACUACCCAUUGCACCAGCGUCGUCUUCUUCCUUACUUGGCCCUGACCUAUGCUCUGUCAAUAAGUUCUUUUGAUUUGUCCCAAACUUAUGACUCCGUUUUGAGUAAUCUAGAUGCCGCCGGAAAGUCCCAAGAUUUUUCUAAGUUGGGCCAAGCGAUUGCCGGACUUAAGAACCUUUUCUGUGCUUCUGCUUCUCUGAAAUCUACUGCGACCUGGUAUGUUGCCCAGCUGAUUGACGAGUGUAGACAGGCAUGUGGUGGACAUGGAUAUUCCUCGUAUUCCGGGUUUGGUAAAGCAUAUAAUGAUUGGGUUGUUCAAUGUACCUGGGAGGGAGAUAACAACAUCCUUGCAAGUAAUGCCGGUAGGAUUAUUGUGCAAUCUAUUAUCAAGUUGCAAGAAAAGGAAAAGAAGAUAAAGGGUGACUUGUCAUACUUGAAUGGAAUCAGCAAUAUCGACAAGGAAGCUAUUCUGCUUCCUAACAAACAAAGUAUGACCAACUUGUCCAAGUUGAUUAAUGCCUAUCAGGGUACCAUUAUCCGUCUAGGUGUACGUUGUGCCGAAUCCAUCGGAAGCAAAAAGUCCACAUGGGAUGACAUAGCAGCUCAACGAGUAGUCCUUUCCAAAUUGAAUGCUGUUUUAUAUAUGCUGCAACAUUUGGUUUUGAAAAUUAAACAACUUGGAGACGAGGAAGCUCACAAACAAUACCUUGUUCAAAUUGCAGCUUUGUUUGCAACCUCACAGAUAGAAAUGAAUUUUGCAUCUUAUUUCUUACAAUUCAAGGCCAUCGAUUCGUUGGAACCUGUUGCUGAUGUUGUGUCUGAACUGUGCUUAUCAGUGCGGGACCAAGUCAUUGGAUUGACUGACUCUUUCCAAUUUUCGGACUACUUUAUCAACUCUGCAUUGGGAUCACAUUCUGGAGACAUUUACAAUACCUACUUUGACACUGUUAACAAUCUGAACAAUCCGCAAGUCAGGGACGGAAAGGCGGCAUACUCCGAGGCACUUGAAGCCAUGCUACGUAGGGACCCACUAGAAGUGCGGGAAUGCUUUGAGAAGAGUGACAAAGUAUUGAAGAAGUUGGCUCCUAAGAUUUAG